Molecule: messenger RNA, 1369 nt
Organism: Carcharodon carcharias (great white shark)
Lineage: Eukaryota; Metazoa; Chordata; Chondrichthyes; Lamniformes; Lamnidae
Gene: mis12
Product: MIS12 kinetochore complex component
Exons: 3
Coding region: 237-923 (228 amino acids)
Biological process (GO): kinetochore assembly; mitotic cell cycle; mitotic sister chromatid segregation
Cellular component (GO): nucleus; chromosome, centromeric region
Source: RefSeq, a predicted model, not a curated record
CCGGAGCUAGUACGCAUGCGCGACUGACUUUCAGCGGGAGAAUCUAGACUGAACUCAUCUGAAAGAGCAAGAGCAAAGAAGGUUUCAGAGAAGUUUCUUUACCCAGGAUUGUUGCAUUAUCAGAGGGACUGCCACAGAGGAUGUUGCGAGCAAGACCAUUCAUCCUUCUGUAAAUAAGUUGGGAGAUAUUGUCUUCUACCUGAUAUAGACGCUUUUCAAGUUUUGAAGGUUUGAAAAUGGCAGACAGGCUGAUGACAUACGAGACCCAAUUUUUUGGGUUUUCUCCCCAAACCUGUGUUCUCAGAGUGUCCAGUGGAAUCCAGGAUUCUCUCCUUGAUGUCAUGCUGGUUGUAGAACGAGUCAUUUUCAAGAAACUGAAGGAGAUGCCAGAGAACAGUAUAACUCCAUCUCAGAUCCGUGUCUGCACAGAAAGCUUCCUUCAAGUGAUGAAAGAACGCUUUGACAUGAUCUUCGAGAGGGUUGAGCAAGGGAUUCUGCAACACAUCUUUUACAUUCCUGAAAAUAUUCUGCUUCCUGAGGACAAAGUCCAGGAACAGUACCCAUACACUGAGGAACAGUGCAAGGCCUUGCAGGCAGAAAUAGCUCAGCUUGAGCACAGCUACAGAGGUGAAAUUAUGGCUAAGCAUGAACUUCUGGCAGAGCUGGAAGAACAAAAACUGACUGAGCUGAGACUAGAGCAGAGGAUUCACUGGUUCAACAACCUGGAUAGCACUUGGAAGAGUAAUGCAGUCAGCAAUGUUCCUGAGAGCCUGGCCUUUGUUCGCGAGUUGACUCUAAAGGUCCCAGCUAUGCUGCAGAAAAUUCAAGAGAAAUACAAGGAUGAGCUAAAGCACUCACAAGCAGUCAGUGUGAGUGAGCAGGAGGAAGAAAAGGAAAGCCGAAGUAAGCGGCUUAAACUCUAAUGGUGUUGGGACUGGGUGUUGCAGUGGGUUAGAACACUGACCCUCAUUCCCACCCCAAUCUGAGGGGCUACAAGAUUUCUGGUUGUGAAAGAAACUUGAGAACUCUCCGCAUUUCUCAUGCAAUGGGUCUAGUGAACAAAAAUUGCUUAGAAUUUGGCAUCUUAUUGGUCCUUGUUCGAAGGGCAGGAAACUAGCCAUCCAUUGGAAAAUGAGCAACCAUGUCCAUGAGUGAUGUAUAAAGUGUGACCUUCCGAGGUGGCGAUUGGAAUACGAGAAAGAAUGUUAUCCUGUAUGUACUCUGCAUGAUAGUGUCCUGGCACUUGAGGGACUUGGAUGGUUUGUGUGAGGGACAGUGAGUGUGAAUUGCAGAAAAGUUCCAGAUCCUGUGUUGACAUCAUUCAUCUGUGAACAGACAAUUUAUAAAUAAAACUAGGUGCAUAUACCUA